AUGUCCUCGGCUCCACGGACGAAGGUUCCUGAGCAGCCUUUCUCCCAUGUGCUGAUAUUAAAUGGUUAUGAAGAGGGGGAUCGGCAUCGGUCUGCAGUGUCCUCGAUUGCGAUCUCGACGGACACCGGUCGAGAUACGGGGAGCUCCGUCCCAGCCGGGGCAAGCCUUUGGUUGAUCUCUGUCCGAUCGGGCUUCAAUUCUGAUUGUGAUGUCAAGUCCGCUCACGCCGAGACAGAGUGGGACCGCCGUGGAUCCAGCCAUCCAGUCGCCACGCCGUUAAGCCACACUCGCAAUCGUUGCACUCAGCUACGAAAGAGCCAUCGUGAUUUUUGUCGUUCUUGA
This is a messenger RNA of Penicillium waksmanii, 342 nucleotides long. RefSeq lists its product as uncharacterized. The record is from RefSeq and is a predicted model, not a curated record. The transcript has a single exon. NCBI's taxonomy places the organism in Eukaryota, Fungi, Ascomycota, Eurotiomycetes, Eurotiales, Aspergillaceae. Bases 1 to 342 code for a protein of 113 amino acids.